AUGGCGGGCUACCGGAUCGGCCGGAAGCCAAUGGGGCCCUGGAUCAGUAAGACUCCUCCGAUCAGGGGAGGCAUCUUCCGCAAAUCGAGCCUCCACACCCAGCCGGAGAUUCCGGACAUGUCCAUCUCAGAUCCCGAGAGCAACUCAGACACGGACGAUUAUUCCGAUGAACCGAGCUUGUCCAACACGCCCAUAUCACUCUCUCAGUGCAGCAGCCCCAGCUUGUCCAGCAUCGACGGUCCAGGUGCUCGUAUUCCUGCUCUUAGCCUUGGUCUUGGCCAGAAGAGCCUUCGCAGACGAAUUGCUUCAUCAUCAGCAUCAUCUAUUGGCGCUGCGUCUCCACCAACUAAUUGUCCUGUCAAGUAUACAGAUUGGGCCGUCCAGCAGGGGGUUGAAAAAGGCCUGCGUGACUAUCCGUCUUUGGAUCCAAAGGUUCAACAGGGCGUCGUCAACAGAUACCGGGCUUUACACCAACAGAUACGCGAUGAAGGGCUCUAUAGCUGCCGAUAUGUGGAGUAUGGCAAGGAGAUGCUUCGAUACACGACUUUGUUUGCCUGCUUCCUUUUUGCCUUGCACCAUGGAUGGUAUAUGACCUCGGCCGUCUUUCUUGGGUUGUUCUGGCAUCAAAUCAUGUUCACGGCUCAUGAUGCUGGCCAUCUAGCCAUUACUCAGAUAUUUGUCAUCGACACGCUCAUCGGCAUGUUCAUCGCUGAUUUUUGCUGUGGUCUCUCCAUUGGCUGGUGGAAGAGCAGCCAUAACGUCCACCAUCUGAUAACAAAUCAACCAGAGCAUGAUCCUGAUAUUCAGAACGUCCCCCUCUUCGCCACAUGCCCUUCCUUCUUCAGAUCACUCCGUUCCACCUACUAUAAUAACUUCGUCUUUAUCUGGGACGCCGUGGCAGAUGCCCUCGUUCCGUACCAGAAGUACACAUACUACCCGAUCAUGGGCGUUGCUCGCUUCAACCUCUAUCUUCUGUCUUGGCUGCACCUCUUGUCGGGCAAAUCUUCGUCGUUGGGUUCUACCAAGGCAUGGUGGAUUCGUCCCACGGAAAUCACCUUUUGCGCUGCUUACUGGUUCCUCUUUGGCUACUGCUUGGUUUGGCGCUCAUUACCGACAUGGACAAUUCGUGUGGCCUUUGUGCUCGUGUCACAUAUUGUCACUAUGCCAUUGCACGUCCAGAUUACUCUCUCGCACUGGGGCAUGUCGACGUCCGACUUGGGUGAGACCGAAUCUUUUGCCCAGCGGCAAUUACGAACCACCAUGGAUGUGGAUUGUCCUGCUUGGCUUGACUUUAUCCACGGUGGACUCCAGUUCCAAGCCGUUCACCAUUUAUUUCCAAGGAUGCCACGACACAAUCUCCGCCGAGCGCAGACCCUAGUCAAGGAAUUUUGUGCAGAUACGGGCAUUCCUUAUUCCAUUGUGGGCUUUGUUGAUGGCAAUCGCACGGUCCUUGGCCGGCUAGACGAAGUGAGCGAGCAGCUCAAUAUGAUGUUGAGCUGCCAAAAGUACAUGGCUGAGACGGGAGAGAGCGGAUUGCACUGA
Molecule: messenger RNA, 1542 nt
Organism: Trichoderma aggressivum f. europaeum
Lineage: Eukaryota; Fungi; Ascomycota; Sordariomycetes; Hypocreales; Hypocreaceae
Exons: 3
Coding region: 1-1542 (513 amino acids)
Biological process (GO): lipid metabolic process
Cellular component (GO): membrane
Molecular function (GO): oxidoreductase activity, acting on paired donors, with oxidation of a pair of donors resulting in the reduction of molecular oxygen to two molecules of water
Source: RefSeq, a predicted model, not a curated record